Metarhizium brunneum ARSEF 3297 is the source of this 3450-nucleotide messenger RNA. RefSeq names its product Pentatricopeptide repeat-containing protein 5 (gene ppr5). Gene Ontology annotation, molecular function: protein binding; mRNA binding. The record is from RefSeq and is a predicted model, not a curated record. Lineage: Eukaryota; Fungi; Ascomycota; Sordariomycetes; Hypocreales; Clavicipitaceae.
AUGCCCACCAUCUAUUCCUCGCUGUACUCGAAUUUCAUCCGUCAAGGAUCAACUGUCGCAAAGUCCAUCACAACCCAUGGCUACGCUCAGUCUUUCGUAGCUGCUACUCAUCCACACGUUCUCAACUCGCAGAACCGCCCCGUCUUUGGACGUCGACAUACCAACCGACUUGGCCUUUCCGCCCUCCAGUUUCAUUCGACUUUCCACAAGGAUCUCAACGGCGCUUCCGACCACAAAAAUGCGCAUACCCAUUUACCGUUAGACGCCUACUUUGAGGCCUUGCAAAAGCACCAAGCUAGUGGCGAGCUUGAUAAGGAAUGGACGCAGUUUGAGUUCCCAAAGCAGAUUGAGUGGAAGCCUAGCGCCGCCACCGUCCUCCAAGGUGAGGAUGCGGUUGUCGCUGAGGCAGAGGCUCUCGCGGCAUCGGAAACUCACUCGGCUAUUUCUGCUGAAGACGAGGCUGCCCUCGCACACAUUGACGCCGCUCUUGAGAGAGAGCUUGAAGCGCGGAAGCUCCUGGACGCUGCUGAGAAUGCGCCUGCUGUCGGGCAGUCUUCUUCGGUACCUCUGUCUCGAACCGGAACACCCUCUGGCCGGAGAUCCAAGUCUCCAGCUAUCGCUCGCACUUCGUCGCCCGAUGUCGACCGCCAGUCCCAGUCUUACGCUGACCACCUCUUCAAACUGUCGGCAGCUGGACGAUAUGCCGAGAUUCCUGCCGUGUUUGAGGCCAUGCUGGCCACUGGCGUUAAGCCCAUUGCCAGCGCAUACAAUGCCCUGCUGGUAGCUGCUAUUCAUAUUCCUAGCAAGAAGAUCGAAAUUGUAUCCAAAGCACUCGAUGUCUAUGCGGACAUGGUCCGUCGCCGAAUUUCUCCUGACAGCGAUACAUACGAUAUCCUUGUUGGCCUGUUGGCCUCUCGAUCUGUGGAGGUGUCUGAGAUGAAGGUGGCCCUGGAGGACAAGCGUCAAAGAUUUGGUGGCAUGGACGAGCCUGGCAAGUUCAUGCUCGCUUCUCACGAGCUUGAACAUGCCAUUCUUUGUGAGGAUGAUAGACUUGAUCUUGCCAUGAAGCUCUUCAACUCAUCGGUGGACGUUGAUGCGGCCAUGUACUCCUCUGAGACAUAUCACCAGUUGAUCUCCGCCUGUGCCGAGUCUGGCCGUGUUUCAGACAUGCUUCGACUUUUUGAGCACAUGGAGUCCACCAAGACAGUGCCAUUUGCCUCUAUUUUCCCUACUAUGAUCAGCGCCUUUGCUGAGCGAGGCGACCUAGUCAGUGCCGUCGAGUGCUACAACGAGUACCGUAGCCUGGCCGUUGCCCAAGACGGAGGCAAAGCUACUCUGCAUGACCGCGUCGACUCCGAGGUAUAUGCGGCUGUGAUCAACGCCUAUGUCGUCUCCGACAAAAUUGAAGGUGCUAUGAAGUUCUUCGAGAAAAUCGUCAAGGAGUAUGGCGUUCGUGCAAAGGACAUUAAGGAUGCGUUGGUCAGCACAGGGUUUGUCAAGGGCUUCAUUUCUCGAGGCAUUUACCAAGAAGCCUUCCAAUGGGCUCAGUCUGUUGAAGCCGAGUCACAGUCCGAGGCUAUGAUUCGAAUUGCCACUGUCGCAGCGGACCACAACGACAAUAUAACCGCUACCGAGGCUUAUGCCAAUAUCGUAGCUGAGCCGCAGGCCCUCGUCACACCUACGACGGCCCUUUUAGCCAUGAGUAUCCGAGGUGGCGACGUUGCUGCCGCUACCAAGUACUGGCAUGCGCUCAACAACCCCGAAGUAAAGGCUACCGUCGACUUCAUUGAGCCCACUGUGAUGUAUGCUGUGGCCUUGAUUGGAUCUGGACAGGUCGCUGAGGGUCUGGCUCAAUCUGAGAUGAUGUUUAAGAGAAUUCGUGCUUCGGAAGCUGAAUUAGCUGAAGAGAUUGACGAGGGCGUUGACUUCAUCCGCCGUUAUAUGGAACGCCGUGGCCUCACCGAUCCUCGUGAGAUCGCGUCCCAAACUCACAACGGCACUCCCUUUAUGCCAACACCUUCUGUUGCUAGCUUUGAAGACACUUUCGACCCUUAUGCGCACAACACGGAUUUCAAGGGCUCUUCUCUCAUUGCUGAGGACCUUGAGGGUGGCCAUGGGCGAAAAGGCUCUCGCUUGAACGACGCCCUUGGACGUUUCCGCAACAUUCGCCGUGCUGGUCGUCAUCCUCGCUAUAUCACCUACGCAAAGUUGAUUUCUGCUGCCGCUCGAGAUGGAAAGAUGGACUUGUGUCACGAACUUUUCGCCAUGGCUCGAACAGACAUGCCCUUGCUGGCUCAGUACGCAGUUGUUCGAUAUGGGUGGUUCUCUAUUCUCGAUGCCAUGGUCGCUGCUUGCUUGACCUUGGGCAACCGUGGCCGCGCCGAGCAGUACCAUCAGGAGCUCUUGGAAAUGGGCGCCGCUCCGUCUGCAAAUACGUAUGGUCUCUACAUUACGACCUUGAAAGACUCCACCAGGACUUUUGAUGAGGCUUCUGCAGCUGUGCAAAUAUUUCACAGGGCCAAGUCUGAGGGUGUCGAGCCCAGCUCUUUCCUCUAUAACGCUGUCAUUGGCAAGUUGGGCAAGGCCCGCCGUAUCGACGAUUGCUUGUUCUACUUUGCUGAGAUGAGGGCUUCGGGAAUCAAGCCCACUUCGGUUACAUAUGGAACCAUUGUUAACGCUCUGUGCCGUGUAAGCGACGAGAAAUUCGCUGAGGAACUGUUCGACGAGAUGGAGGCGAUGCCUAACUAUAAGGCACGUCCUGCGCCAUAUAAUAGUAUGAUGCAGUUCUUUCUCACUACCAAGCGCGAUAAGACCAAAGUACUUGCCUACUACGAGCGCAUGAAGGCCAAGGGCAUCGCUCCUACUUCUCACACUUUCAAACUUCUUAUCGACACUCAUGCUACAUUGGAACCCGUCGACAUGCCCGCCGCUGAGAAGGUCUUGGAGGUGAUUCGUGCUUCCGGCCAACCGGAACCUGUCCACUACUCUUCACUCAUUCACGCCCGCGGUUGUGUACUGCAUGAUAUUGACGGGGCCAAGAAGCUAUUCGACUCUGUUGUUCGCGAAUCACUGGUGCCUGUCAAUGCAAGCUUGUAUCAGGCACUCUUUGAAUCCAUGGUUGCCAACCACCAGGUUGCCGAUACCGAGCCUCUCCUUGCCCAGAUGCGACAGAAGCGGGUUGAACUUACGCCGUACAUCGCCAACACCUUGAUUCAUGGCUGGGCUGCCCAGAACAAUAUCAGCAAAGCCCGUGAAAUUUAUGAUGCUGUGGCUCGUGAGAAGCGGGAGCCAAGCACUUACGAAGCUAUGACGCGGGCCUACUUGGCCGUUGAACAGCGCGACCAGGCCGAAACUGUUGUCUCAGAGAUGCGUACUCGUGGCUAUCCUAGUGCUGUGGUGAAUAAGGUCUUGGAACUCCUUGGCGGUGGCCGGGAGGCCCCUGUUUUGUAA